This is a messenger RNA of Thermothielavioides terrestris NRRL 8126, 1887 nucleotides long. RefSeq lists its product as uncharacterized. Gene Ontology annotation, biological process: glycerol-3-phosphate catabolic process; carbohydrate metabolic process. The record is from RefSeq and is a predicted model, not a curated record. Gene Ontology annotation, molecular function: glycerol-3-phosphate dehydrogenase [NAD(P)+] activity; NAD binding. Bases 521 to 1735 code for a protein of 404 amino acids. Lineage: Eukaryota; Fungi; Ascomycota; Sordariomycetes; Sordariales; Chaetomiaceae. The transcript has a single exon. Gene Ontology annotation, cellular component: cytosol; nucleus; glycerol-3-phosphate dehydrogenase (FAD) complex.
CACGGGUCGGUGGCGGUCAGUCUGAACUCAACGAGCAGCCAGGGUCUGCGCGCACAAAGGUUUGGCUGCACACUCAGCUGGACCCGAGCGGGCUUUCUGGAACAGUUUUGAUUUUGGAGGCGACUUGAUGAUGCCAGGCAUGGGUUGGUCGCCCCUGCUGGCCACGUAUAAAUCAUCGUGUGGGCUUAUCAUCCCUGGCUUGGGGCCACCUCGGUUUAACUCGUCCCUUUUCCACUGCCUUCGCCGGUCACCGCCUGCCUGUUCCUCGCCCACCGUAACCAAUUUGCACAAGCAUAUCCACUCAGGAAGCUGCACGUCCCGCUUGCCCACGCCUCAACCCUGCCAGCGAACUUGGGCUCCUUCGUCCCAUCGUCCUUACCACUCUCGUGCCUCGCCCUCGAGCAGUCCGAAGUCUCUACACACAGCCCGGCUUUGCAAUCAGACAAGCUCCGUCGCCUUUUCUCCCAAUUCCGCGAGCCUGAGCCCUUCCGGCAUCCGCGAAUUCUCUCUCAGAGCAAAAAUGGCGGGGCCAUCAGACUCUCCGCGUCGCAAGCACAAGGUGACCGUCGUCGGCUCCGGCAAUUGGGGUACGACUGUCGCGAAACUCGUCGCCGAGAACACGCGGGAACACCCAGAUGUCUUCGAGGAGGAAGUGCAGAUGUGGGUGUAUGAAGAGAACGUCGUCGUGCCUUCGGAUUCGCCCCACUACGACCCAGCCGUUGGCGACGCACCGCAGAAGCUCACCUCGGUGAUCAACAAGUACCACGAGAACGUCAAGUACCUGCCCAAGAUCAAGCUACCGUCGAACGUGAUCGCCAAUCCCUCGCUCGUCGACGCCGUCAAGGACUCGUCUAUUCUGAUAUUCAACCUCCCGCACGAGUUCAUCGGCAACGUCUGCAAGCAGAUCAAGGGUCACAUUCUCCCCUUCGCCCGGGGGAUAAGCUGCAUCAAGGGCGUGACGGUGACGGACGACAAGGUCGAGCUGAUAUGCGACUACAUCGGCGAGAUCUUGGGCAUCUACUGCGGCGCCCUGAGCGGCGCCAACAUUGCCAACGAGAUCGCGAACGAGCUGUGGUGCGAGACGACCAUCGCAUACAACACGCCGCCAUGCGACCAACGGCUCACCAACGGGGUUAACGGCGCCCAUGGGGCAGGCGUCCCGGUUCGCUUCCCCAAGACGAAACUGACCCCGCUGCCGGAAGACUAUCCGCCGCUCGACCACGGCGAGAUCCAUAAGCUCUUCGACCGGCCCUAUUUCACCGUGUCCAUGGUGUCGGACGUGGUCGGUGUCUCCCUCGCCGGCGCUCUCAAGAACAUCGUCGCCCUCGCCUGCGGCUUCAUCGAGGGCCACGGUUGGAACGCGACGGCCAAGACAGCCGUCAUGCGCCGGGGCAUGCUCGAGACGAUCCGUUUCGCGCAGGAGUUUUUCCCGGAAUCUAUCCAGGAGAUGACCUUCUGGGAGAGCGCCGGGUGGAGCGACAUGAUCGUGAGCUGCACGUCGGCGCGCAACUGGCGCUACUCCAAGAUGGCGGUGGAGCGCGGCGUGUCGCUCCAGGAGAUUGAGCGGACCGAGCUGAACGGCCAGAAGCUCCAGGGCAUCUCCACGACGAAGGAGGUCAUGAGUUUCCUGAGGGCACGUGGUCGGGAGGAUCACUACCCGCUGUUCAAAGCUGUCGAGGGAAUCGUGGACGGGACAUUCGAGGUGAAGGAUAUUCCCAUGCUGUUCAGGAAGUAAAAUGCAUAAUGUCGGUAUAAUGGAGUACAUGAAGCAGCAGCGUGGAGUUCAAGUAUCUUAGACCAGCGAGCCAUCGUCCCACGCGGGACCUGACGGUUGAACAGUAGCCUUGAAAUCGAAAGCGAUUUGAACUGAAACGGUCUUGGAUAACU